Messenger RNA from Marchantia polymorpha subsp. ruderalis, 3200 nucleotides. The record is from the annotation of a GenBank genome assembly. Lineage: Eukaryota; Viridiplantae; Streptophyta; Marchantiopsida; Marchantiales; Marchantiaceae.
UCUGACGCUCGACGAGUGCAGCGGAUGGACUGAGACUCGAUUUAGGUGCGCGGGAGGGAGGGGAGGGGGGCGGGGCGGGGCUGGGCGGGCGGGAAGGAGGGCACGGACGGGAGUCUGGAUGUGACUCGCUCGCAAACGUGAGCUGCCAAAAUUCGGGAAACGAUUUCUUUGCGAAAAGCCAGUUUGCUCACUCUGUCCCCGCGAAUGGCGAUGCGAUUCGAAGAUUUGCGCUCCCUCGUGCAGCAGUUCUGACGCUCUGAAAUCUGAGACAUCCCCCAGAAAGCGCCUGAUUUCUAUAAAAUUACCAACUGCCCUUGCCGUCUUCGGCUGCCAAUUGGGGAUCCCUGCUCGCCUGCCUGCCUGCCUGCCUUCCUUCCUUCCUUCCUGCCCUCUCCUCUCUGCUCUGCUCUCUCUCUAAGGGCCGGCCCCCGCUCCCUGCUCGCUCGCCGUAUCGCCCCGCAUCAGACUGGUUUCGGUAGGUUGGAAUCGAGGAAGCGAUAAAACUUAAGGGGUAUGAGGUUUGUCGAGGGAACGAGCCAGCCGCAGAGGAUAUGAAAGUCAUCGAGGGGCGCGGGGAUCUGUGAGCAGGAAGAGAAGAUUCGACUGGUGACGAAAUUGGAGGCGUCGAGUAGCGUCGACAUGAUCGGAAACGUCGGCCCCAAGGGCCAAGUGACCAAGUGGGUUGGAUUAGCGGCAGGGAUAUGGGUGCAAGCUCUGGCAGGAAAUGGGAACGUGUUUGCGCAUUAUUCCACGGCUUUGAAAAACGUUUUGCAGAUCAACCAAGUGCAACUCAACAAUCUAGGAGUGGCCAAGGAUUUCGGAGAAAAUGUCGGUCUUCUCGCCGGAGGUCUGUGUAAUCUCCUCCCGACAUGGGUCAUUCUUCUCAUCGGUGCCCUCGAGUGUUUCUUCGGCUAUGGAAUUGUGUGGCUUGUCAUGAGCGAACACAUCGCGCCGCUGCCCUAUUGGCAGAUGUGCGUGGUGCUGUGCAUGGCGUCGAACAGCAUGACAUGGCUGAACACGGCAGUGCUGGUAACGUCGAUGAGGAAUUUCCAGCAGAAUCGAGGGACAGUGGUGGGCAUCAUCAAAGGAUUCAUCGGCCUGAGCGGGGCCAUCUUCACGCAGUUCUACGUGACGCUCAUGACGGACAACCCCACGGCGCUGGUGCUCUUCGUGGCCCUGGGGCCGAGCCUCGUGUGCCUCACGGUCAUGUACUUCAUCCGGCCCGUGACCACGCCCGACGGGGCGCCGCCCUACUACGACCCCAAGGAGCACAGCGGCUUCGUCUUCAUCCAUGUCGUGUGCAUCUCGCUCGCCGUCUACCUCUUCGUCUCGACCUUGAGCGAGAAUGUCAUCGUCUUCACUCCUCUCGUGGCCCGCACCAUGCUCGCAGUGCUCGUCAUCUUCCUCUCGGCGCCGUUCCUCGUGCCUGCCAAAUUCCUGUUCGACAAACGAACGUGGAAGGCCGUGAACCAUCGCGAGCACUCCUACUCGUACGACGCGCUGCUGCCCCCGGGCGUGCACGAGCCAUUGCUGAAACCGACGGGCAACAAUGGGCAUGCCUCGAAAUCCAAAGCUGCUGCCGCCGCCGCCGGCGACGACGGCGACAUGCCCGUGUCCACGGGCGGCAUUCCUCCUCCUCCGAGCCGCGAUCGCUACCGCAUCGAGCCCGUGGCGUCGCAGUCCGACCUCUCGUACGACUCGGACCGAUCCAAGCACGAGCGCGCCUCAUUCAUGUGCCUGGCUCCCAACAAUCCCGACAUCGAGGGCGAUGCCGACGACUCCACUCUCCUGGCCGUGGGAGAAGGAGCGCUGCGGCGCAGGCGCAAAGGUCCUCAUCGCGGCGAGGACUUCACUCUCUCGGAAGCCAUGGUCAAGGCCGACUUCUGGCUCUUGUUUCUCACCUACUUCUGCGGCGUCGGCACCGGCACCACCGUUUCCAACAACAUGGGCCAGAUCGGCCUGUCCCAGGGCUAUGCGGAUGUGACCAUGUUCGUCUCUCUGUUCAGCGUGUGGAACUUCCUCGGUCGUCUGGGAGCGGGCUCUUUGUCGGAGCACUAUGUCAGGUCAUCGGCUAUACCUCGCACAGUCUGGUUGCUCGUAGCUCAGGCGGUCAUGAUUGUGGCACACCUGCUCUUGGCGACAGCUCUUCCAGGCUCUUUAUUUCUAGGAUCAAUGCUUCUUGGAUGUUCCUUCGGGGUGCAUAUUGCCAUCAUGGUGCCUGUGGCUUCAGAGCUUUUCGGACUCGCAAACUUCGGCGUCAUUUACAACUUCAUCACGAUUGGGAUGCCCAUUGGAUCUAUGCUCUUCUCCGGAGUCCUUGCAGGGUACAUAUACGAUAGAGAAGUUGAAAAGCAGAAAGGAGGCAACGGUGUCAUGGAGAAGGAGAUUGUGGCAAGCUUCUUGAACAAUUCGUAUCACCUUAUGUCCGAGGAGGCGGAAGAGACGGCAUGUAUUGGAGCACACUGCUUUAGAACAACUUUUAUCAUCAUGGCUGGGGUGAUGGUUUUUGGAAUGCUUGCCAAUUUGUUGCUCACGUACAGAAUCUGGCCCGUUUACAAAUCCAUGUAUCAAAACUCUCGCCCCAACUCCUCGGCCGCUCUAAAUGACGGAGAAAAUGGCGGUUCCAGUCCUCGAUCCACCAGACGAGACCUCCACUGAUCCUGAUAACGUAUCCGCAAUUUUAAAUAGUUAUAAAAUUUAGUCAAACUGCCCUAUACCCGCCAUCUGCCUCCUCCACAUCUGGGUCUGACAAAUAUGUAUCAUCCAUUUCCUCAACCAUGUAUUGGAACUCAGAAGCUCAAAUUCCGUUUCCAGGUUGGAUCCCACAAGACUAGUGCCAUUUUUGUAACUGCUGCGUUUGCCACUGAAAAUCCGCCCAGCAGUGUACUGAGCCAACCUCGCAGAGAUGUACGAUAGAAUCCUUCUAAUGGAAGAUCGACUUGAUCAGAUUGCUUGCGAACCGAUCUGGUUACCGAGCUUUCUAAGGAAAACACGUGUUGAUAGGCCUUGAAGUCUGCCCCUUUGCUAAGAAGAUCUCGACAUAUUGUCAACCUUCAUUCACAAGAAUUUGAUGACAUUGGUCCGAAGGUGAUCGUGGUACAGUCGAAUUCUAAAUCCGUGUGUUUUUUCUCUACGUGUCUUAUGGAUUCUCUUUUUGUAAAGUCGUAUUACUCUCUUUUUUUAUCAUAUGAUCAGUAGCA